UUUGUAAACAAAGAUUUUGGAUUUCGUGUUCGGUCAUUUUCUUUAAUUCAAUUUCGAAUAACUAAAAAUAUUUUUUAAAAAUUACGUCUGUGCUUAAGAUUGAUUGUAUUGAUUUAUUGUUAUGUUAUAUUAUGGGACUAUUGGUACAACUGCAUGGGUGAUUUUUAUUGAAUUUUGGGUGAAAAUAACAUUGGCCUCACCUAGUGAACUACUGCCGGUUUUUUAACACCCCCUCCUCCCAUCGUCGUCACAAAAAGUUAGACCCGGGCCCCACUCAAAUAAAACAUCAUAAGCUUUAGCACCACCAAUGAAAAUCCCACUGUCCUUAACAAACCUUUACAUUCACCUCCCAUGGAUAUCGAAUGACUGCGCCGUGUCAGAAACAUUUCCCUAGAACAGUGGUUCUUAAUCAGUAGGCCCUAUAUGAAAGCACCCCUGGACAAUGUAUGGAACGGAAGACCCAUAAAAUUGUAUCUGCUGCCAUUGCCAGAUGUUGCUGCCUUAAAAAAAAAAAGUUUUUAUGCAUGUUGAUUAGAUGCAGUAGUAAUGUUUUUCUGGUGAAUUUUGUUUGCCCACUACUUGUAUUGGUAAUUUUUUUUUCUAGUAGAAAUUCUAGGGAAUUAAUAGAGAAAAAAAACUCUAACUAAAUUAUUAAUUAUUUUAAUUUUAAAACAGUUAUUAUAAAAUAAUCUAUCCAGGGGGGAGAAAGUGCGUGGGGUGGGGGGGGGGUCAGGAAAUGUUUUGAAAUUGAGAGAGGAUGCAGAUCUGCAAAAAAUUUUAAAAUCCCUGCUCUUGGACCCCCCUAUCCAAAUCACCAACCAUUUUUCGUUUCAUCUCAAGGCACAUAGCAAUUCUAUUAGUCCGGUCUCCACAUUUCAACAUAAAUUCUCCCGACUGUCAAUGUCACCAAACCUGAUUCUCCACUUUGUGCAACCUGUAAUUUGAUCAGAGGUCUCGCAUACCUGUACUAAUUCUCUCAGGGAUUGUCGUUUUAAAAUAUAAGAAGCAUAAUUGUAGUAUUAGUAUAAUUAUAAUAGAAUAAUAUUAAAAAUGUCUAUAAUUUAAUGUGACAUCACAUCGCUUAAACCUCCUUCCCCCUAAUCACACAUGGUCACCCUGGGAAUUACAUUUCCUAAAAUCAAAGUGCACACCCUUCAACCUGUCAUUGUGCUGUGUGUGGUGGUGCAAAUAUCUAGAAAAAGGUGGUGUUAGGGGCAAUUGCAGUAAUGUUACUGGGUUUUACAAUUUUCAAGAUGCUUUGUCUUGUAGUAUAAUAAAAAAAUAUAUAUAUAAAAAUGAGGCAUUUAAAUGUAUCCUGUAUGUGGAAAGAAAAAGCAUUAUGAGGCAAAAGUUGGAUUGGAGUGGUAAAAUUUUCAUCUAAAAUAACAAACUACUCUCUGCAAAGAGCAUUUUGGCAAUUUGAUAAUUGCCUUGGGUUAGAUAAUGCAAGUUAGGAAAAGAGGAACAGAUUUUAGAAGUGGUGAAUGUCCAAAUGUCAUAUACCCAGAAGUGUCUUUUGUUGGUCGUAAAAGGUGACUAUGUAAAAUUUGGUUGAUAUUCCUGGGAUGGUUUAGAAAUUUAAAUAAACUUUAAAUAUAUGUACCUGUUUUAGAUUGCAUGGUUACCUUCAAAUUAAUGCAAAACUUUUUUUAAUUGACUUUUUACUCAGAAGUUAAGAGAAAUGAAUGAAAUAUUUGAAUUAAAAUCCAGACGAUCAGUUAUAGUGUGCAAAAAUGGAUGUGUAGCGAGCAGCAAUCCAUUAGCCUCUCAAGCAGGACUAUGUAAGUUUCUUAAUAUAAUUAUUAAUAUAUUAAAUAUAUCUUACACCGUCACAAUCUUCAAAUCUAUAUCCUUUCCGUGUCCUUAGUGAUAGCUUAAUUUUUAAUUGUUUGAAAAUUUCUAUUUUAUUUAAGCAUAAUCUUCGAUUUUAAAAGUAUUCAUUAAUUUUAAGAAUUUAUUCGUAUUCAGCAAAAAAUUUAUAAUCAUAACAUUAAAAAUGUGCCUAAGUGCCCAUCCAUAAAUGAUGUCACACUAUUUUUUGCUCAUUUUUAAACCCCCACCUCAAAUUAUCACAAAUUAGAAACACAAAUUAGACACUUUUAUCGCACAUUGUCACAGAUUUGUUCCCCCCCCCCCUCCCCCUUUUUUUCUCCCUUAGAUGUGUGGCAUGUUUAUGGAUAACAGAUUUGUUCAAAAUAAAAAAAUAGUUUACUUAUCUUCAGCCCUAAAAAUGAACUUUUUGAUAAAUAUAUAUUAAAGAAAUAGUUUAGCCGUCAGUUAUUUUACAAGAACACAAAUAUCCUUGACAGCUAUACUGAAAGAUGGUGGUAAUGCUGCAGAUGCUGCAGUUGCUGUUGCAGCUGCUUUGAAUGUAACUGAACCCAUGUCAACAGGAAUUGGUGGUGAUGCAUUUUGUCUUUUUUAUGAUAAUUCCAAAAAGAAAGUGAAAGGACUUAAUGGCAGGUAAUCCCUUUUUGUAACUAUGAUACAUAGUGAAUUAAUAUAAAUAACACACACACCUACAAUUAUUUCCUAAAUUUGAUCAACAUAGUGUUAUGUAAGCUUAUUUCUUUCUCUCAUUAAAUUGAGUCGAUGAAAGACUGCUCUACUUGAGGGAGGCUGAUACUUUUUAAAAACUAUUUUUCAUAGCGGUCGAGCAUCUCAUUUAGCUACUCUGGAAAAAUUAAAAGCUGAUGGAUAUGAUAAAGACAAACAUUUCCCAAGCUUGCAUGGUCAUUCAGUAACUGUUCCUGGGGCUGCCAGUGCAUGGGUCGAUGCAGUGUCUGAAUUUGGUAGUCAGAAGGUAAUGGUCAUUACAACUUUAUUGUUGAUAGAGUGAAAGAAAAUUUAUAUAUAUUUUAUUGGACAAUAUACAUUUAAAUGUGCACUUUGAAAUAGUUUCUCUUUUAUAAUCCAUAAAAUCAUUUGAAGGGGAUGUAGAUCAACAUUUUUUAAUAUUGUAUAUAAAUUUACACUAAAACUCCAUAAUCCUGACUCUUUAGCUAGAUGUUGUCAGUAAAAUUUGAAAUCAAGAAAAUUAAUCAAAAACCUUAUGUUCUAAAAUAAAAGCUAAUUAAAUUUAAAUAGCAAUCAUAGUUUUGCUAAACAGCUUAAAUCCUGAAAAUUUAAGUUUUGUAUUGUUUGUGCUGUGCUUGUUUUGUUAAAAUCUGACUGAAAUGGCCUCGGUGAUGAGUCCAUCUCAACAGGGAUUACAUUUGUACAUUGCCAGAUCACAAAAUUUAACAUGUUCAGAUAUUUGGGUGUCUAUUACAUGUCAACACAUUUGUUUCUAUGUUUUUAGUACACCUACAAUAAAAUAGCAAUCAUUACUAAGCUAACAGGUCUUGUUUUUUUGUAAAAUUAUUUGUUUUCUUUCUUUUAAUCAGCUUUCACUUAUUGACAUUCUCAUGCCAGCUAUUGAAAUGGCUGAAUCUGGAUUUCCUGUACAAGAUAUUGCUUCAAGGUUUUGGGCAUCUGGUAUGAUGUAGUUAAAUUUAGGCUAACCAUUUGCUGGUACAUGACUACACAAAUUCUCAUUAUCACUCAUAGGCCAUCAAGAAUCUCUUUCUACUUUACUAUGUGUGUAACAGCCGUAGUAUCUCAGUUUCUCUGUAUCUCUGUGUCUCAGUAUCUUAGUAUCUCAGUGUCUCAUUGUCAUUGCAUCAGGCUCUCUUUUAGUCUUUUCUACAUGUUUUUUGGCUCCCUAUGCUCUCUUGACAUGCGCAGGUUGCUGAUAAGCACCUAACUUAUAUUUCAUAGAUAUUUUUUUUCUGAGUUUGUCCUCAAUCCUAUUCCACAACAUUUUCUUGAUGCCAUAAUUAGGGCUGAGUUGGGUUGCUGACUCAUAUACCUGGAGAUGCCAAGUACUUCACACAUGGAAUAUAUCAAGACCAUGCAAAAAAAAACACCAAAAAACCAAACAUAUUUGUUAAAAUAAUGAAAUAAUUUUUUUACAUUUUUACCUGGAUAAAUAAGUAAUAAUAGUAAACUGACUAGCCGUUGAUGCAAAAUUACAUGUAUGCUAAAUGAAAUUGCAAAGCUCUAUAAACAAUAAUGUACUUGAUGCGAAUUUUGAGUGGAUUUAUCAUUGCAAGAUGCAUAUCUUUAGUCAUGAUCAUGCCCCUUCCUAUUCACAUUUAAUAGUAGGGGGCUAGGUGGCCAAGUGCUAUAAACUGAGUCGAUUCCCAUGAAAAGCAAAAACUUCACCAGCACCCUGGGUGGUUUGGACUUAUUAAUCUUGUAUGGCGGCUCAUCUAAGAGUAGAAAAACUUAAAGAUCAAACCCGGAGAUGGAGUCCCGUAGGUGUUAUGACAUUGACACAAUAAAAAUUCUGACAUCAUCCUGUGACGUAGAACGCAUAAAGAGCACAGUGAAACACACUGCUUGUCAUCUAAUGCAUCCUGAUCUAUUUCCAGUAAUUGGAUCAAUUAUGCAAGGACUGAGUGAGGCUGAUGAAUUGAGCUACUCUCCCUCACUUUAAACAAAAUACAGCUCAAGUAAAAAAUUGCCUCUGUCGUCUUCGCAUGCACAGGACAAACAGGACAAUUAUAAAGCAGUUAAUAUUUCUUUUCCCCUAGUAAUAAUAAUAGUUAGUCUUUGUAUGUUUCUGUCUGCGUGACAUAUUAUUUUGUUUUGUCACUCCAGUGGUUCCUAAAUUUAAAAUUUUUGUGAAUUUAGGUUUUCCGCGGCGGCUUAUGACAAAUUCUAACAUCUACAAGAUGUAUGGGUAGGGUAAAGAUAAAUAAAUUUUGAAUGUAGGUAACUAAACGCCAUCUAGGAAGCAUUUGUAGGAGCUUCUGCAAACAUUAAUUAUUCAAGGCAGUUACUGGUUUGCACCAGCCCCACUAGAUGUCCAAUGUCACAUUGGAUUGAAAGUGGAAAUAAAUUUAUAGAAAUCAUGUAAUAUGCCAAGGAUGAUGCAACACAUUUUGUGAACCACUGGGCUUUGCCAGAUUGUGGAGAAACCCAUGAGACUGCUUACUUUGAUAUCACAAUUGUCUAAAAAUAAAUUGAUUUUUUGGGGGUGGGGGUAAUUAAAUGGAUGACUACUCACUUUAUACAUACAUUCAGUUUUCACUUGUGUGUAUCUAAUAUAUGGAUGGCUACUUACUUUAUACAUACAUGCAGUUUUCACUUUUUGCUAUUUGUUGGAACACAUUUCUCAGUUCCUAUAGAUAUUUCCUGAAUUGUAAUAUCUGAACCUGAACAAAACACUGCGCCAGGCUAAGCCCUAGUCAUAUCCAUUUGAGAUAUUGCUGAUAUUACAACCUGUAAUGCACAUUUUAACUUAUUUUCUGGCCUAUUUUUUUGCCUCAUCUUUGAAAGAUAUGUUAAGAUGUCAUUUGUAAGUAUUCCAAUUUUUAGAUUUCUCAAGACAUUAUUCAGUCAUUUUACUCUUAUUAUUUGUAUAUUGUUUUCUCCAUCUUUCUCCUUUUUUUGAGCAAACAUGCAACCACAAAUUAUUUAAAACUGUAGGCAAUCCUCUGUUUGAGAUUCUCAUUUCUUGCUCAAACAGGCCAUUUACAAAAUGCUUUGUGCAGUAAAUAGAUAGCAUAAAAAUGUGUCUUACAUUUUCAUUUUCCUAUUUGUUAAUAUUAUAUUUACAUUGAGAUCUACCCAGCAAUUACAAUAAGGUGUGUGAAGGGCUACCCUAUUGACAGCAAGCAUUUAAGGAAUGCCAGCAUGAUGCUCAAAAACCUGUAUUGCAAUUUCUGACCAUGACAUUUAUUUAAUUUUUAGAUGAUAGCUAAAUAAAAUUAAUUUAUUAGAACCAAUUUUUAAAAUAUUCAUUACUAAAAUAUAUUUGUCUCAUAAUUAAAAAAUUAAUUUUGUUUCUUUUAGAACUAUAAAUUUAUGUACGUCACCAAUUUUUAGAAAGUAAUUUUAUGUUUUUAAGGAUCGCAGUGUCUAAAAAGAAAAGAAAAUAUUCAUGGGAAGGAUUUGCUUUUAAAUGGUGAAGCACCAAGGCAUGGAGAAUUAAUGAAAAACCCGCAUUUAGCAAACGUAUUUAAAGUGAGUUGCAGAAAAAUAUGUCUUUUAAUUUGUUUACAGCGGCAACAUAUGUAAUAUAUAAUAUCAAUGUUUUUUUUUCCUACAAAUUAACAUGAUUUAAUCUUGAAAAUUAUAAAAUUUCAUUAUAAAUGUAUAUUCAAAUAUAUAACAUAAUUGUAUCAUGUGGAAUUUCUGUAAGAAAUUGAAUGAAAUUUGUAUUUUUAUAUAUAAUUAUAUGUUUGGCUUAAUUUAUAAAAUUUAAAGUAUUAAAGGCUUAAAUUUAUGAUUAAUAACAGAAUAUGGAAACUUCAAGUUAAUUAUAAAAAUAAUGAAUUGAGUAGUUAUUUGCAUCUUUACUGUUCCAUGCCUUUUGUCUUAGUCUUGGGCAAAGCAAGAUAGGACUUAGGCAUGGGCUUGAUUUGUUAUUGGAUAAAAACAUAUUUUCAUAAAUUGAUAUUGAAUUGGCUUUAAAAUAUUCUCUCAUCAGGAGCUAGGUUUGCAUGGUAAAAAAGGGUUUUAUGAAGGAAGAAUUGCCAAAGCUAUUUCAAAUGCUGUUCAACAACAUGGAGGCUUGAUCACACCAGAAGACAUGGCAGCCCAUGAUGCAACUAGAGAUGAUCCCAUCAGCAUAGUGUACAAGGGUUGUCGGGUGUGGGAGUUACCUCCUAAUGGACAAGGAAUAACUGCGCUUAUUGCUCUCAAUAUUUUAGAAGAGUUUGAUUUAAAAUGUGAGUUUUGUUUUAAAAGUUUUCUUACUUUUUUUUCACUUUUUAUAACCUUUGUACGUUCUCCAUAUAUUUUUAGUUAACGUCUUGAGAAAUUCAUUAAGUUUAAAUAAGUGAAUUUUUAAAAAAAGAAACAUUAAAAAAAUUACAUUUGUUAUUUAAGCAUAAUUUUUCUGAAAAAAAUUCUCCCAUUUGUAUAAUGUCUUUCCAUUUAUAAUAUUCUCGCAAGGUGAUUUGAUCAAUUAACAUUUAAGUUAUGUAAAACAACAGCCAUGGGACAUAACUCUGCAGCUUAUCUUCAUCAUUUAAUUGAGAGCUUGAGGCUGGCCUUUGCUGAUGCACUACAGUAUUGUGCAGAUCCAAGCCAUGUGCAUAUUCCUGUUGAUAAGCUGCUUUCUAAAGACUAUGCAGCUAAGCGUAGAAAGCUUAUACAGCCUGAUAUGUAAGUCGACCAACACACCUUUACAGGAAACUUAAAUUUAUAAAAAAGUAUUUAACCUAUUUUCAAUCAUUAUGAGUUGAAGGAAUGAUUAAAAUAUUUUUGUGUGAAUCCCGAAGGAGAAUACCUGAGUCCUUUCUUGAAACAAGUGGCCUUGACCUGCCACCCGGAAAUGACACUGUCUACUUUACUACUGCUGACAAGGAGGGAAAUGCUUGUUCUUUUAUCAAUAGCAAUUACAUGGGUUUUGGUACUGGAAUUGUUCCUGAAGGUUGUGGAUUUACAUUACAGGUAUAAAUAUAAUGAUAUGCAUAUGAUAAUCACCCUGAUUAACUUUUUUAAAAUAUACAAUAUAUGAAAGACUUAUUUUUUUGCAUAUUUUUUGUUUUAACUAGCUUGUCAAUAAUUCAUCAACAGCAAAAUGUUGCUUUGAUUUAUAUAUUGAAGUGUCCCUGUUAAGCUCAUUUCUUGGUGCUGUAAUUUUUUUGAUUUACAGAAUCGAGGUUAUGGAUUCUCACUGGAUCCAUCUCAUAGGAAUGCAUUGGCUCCAAGGAAGAGACCAUUCCACACCAUCAUUCCAUCGAUGGUGACCUCAGCUGAUACAAGUAAGAUUGAAUUUUGUCUGUUUAUGGGGUCUAACGCUAUAUCACAUAUGAUCUGGGUAUUGCAUUUUUUGUGUGCAAGUAUUGAUUUUCCUUCACAGCAGGCAGUUAAAUAGCAUUCUGAAGUAAAAAAGGUGGGUUUUUUUUUUUUUACAAUAUUUAACUUUCAUCAUUAAUGUAUUUGUGUUUGCCAAACCAAACCCCUGUUUAAAUCUAAAAACAGAUGAUCUGCUGAUGAGUUUUGGUGUGAUGGGAGGUUAUAUGCAGCCACAAGGUCAUGUGCAAGUUUUACUCAACAUGUUGGAGUUUGGCUGUAACCCUCAGACAGCUCUGGAUUUACCAAGAAUCAGUCUUGGCAGUGGAAUGAGGUACUUCGCUAGACCAGUGAAUUGCAUAAAUUUAUACUUGUAAUAAAAAUGGUGUAAUUUUUUAUAAAGUAAUUAAAGUGAUUUCUAUGCCUUUUUGUGUUUCUGUCUCAAGUGGUACUUGGUAAAAAAAAUAAAUAAAUCGUAAUUUAAAAUAUUUCUUUUCACAGUUCUGUAUAUACACACAGUGACCUCUUCAAAGCUGUGCAGGUAGAGGAAGGCAUUGCACAGGACACAGUAUCUCAGCUGACACUGCUGGGGCACAAGCCUCUGAUUGUAACUGGUCUACCCAGGGCUAACUUUGGUAGAGGUCAGGUCAUAAGCCAAGGUUCAUGGUGGAGGGAUGGAGUAAAUCACUUCAAUGUUGGAAACAUGUACUGGGCUGGCUCAGACCCAAGGGCUGAUGGACUUGUAGCGGCCUAUUGA
Molecule: messenger RNA, 8548 nt
Organism: Lymnaea stagnalis (great pond snail)
Lineage: Eukaryota; Metazoa; Mollusca; Gastropoda; Lymnaeidae
Source: the annotation of a GenBank genome assembly